Messenger RNA from Girardinichthys multiradiatus, 1049 nucleotides. It is a transcript of the gene tcima, whose product is annotated as transcriptional and immune response regulator a. The transcript has a single exon. NCBI's taxonomy places the organism in Eukaryota, Metazoa, Chordata, Actinopteri, Cyprinodontiformes, Goodeidae. Gene Ontology annotation, molecular function: Notch binding. Gene Ontology annotation, cellular component: cytosol; nucleus. Gene Ontology annotation, biological process: endothelial cell activation involved in immune response; negative regulation of Notch signaling pathway. The coding region runs from base 158 to 460 and encodes 100 amino acids. The record is from RefSeq and is a predicted model, not a curated record.
UAAAUACUCCAGUACUGCGCUCCUCUGCACUCAUUUGCUCCAGAGCUUAAUCCUCUACUGCCGCUCCGGCUUCAACAGUGCGCACCGAGCAAUCCAUCAUCGCAAAGUUGGAGCGCCACGUCUUGGGCUGCGAACCACCAGCAGAAAAAGAGUCGAGAUGUCUUCAUACGUGUCCUCUGAGUCCCGCCGGGUCAGCCCCACUGUCCAUGGCAACAAGUUCGACACGGCGCACCGCAAGAAGGCCGUGGCCAACAUUUUCGAGAACGUGAACCAGGACGCACUGAUGAGACUCUUCCAGAAAACGGGAGACAUGAAGGCGGAGGAGAGGGUGCGGAGCAUCUUCUCCUACACGCAGGACCCGGAGGAGACGGCGCGGGCGCUGAUGGCUCUGAAGCAGCGAAAGAAGGACAAGUUCCUCCGGAUCGCGGGCAUGGUCCGGCAGCUGCUCAAACUGCGCUGACUCCUCGCAGUCACCUUUCACGUCUGUGUCUCUGUCGACUCGAUGAGCCGAAUGAGAAAACAUUCCCGAUGUGACUGAGGUCUCCGCCGCCGAGGCAACUCACCUGCCGGUUGGGAAAGCGGCGUCAGUUGCGGUUGCAGGAGAAAGGCGCCGUGGGCCGCCUGGAGGACAACAAGCGGCAAAUGCGGCGUCAUAGACGGAGGAUCUGCCAGUAGCGGAGCCCUGCCUGGAAUCAGGUUGUGACUGGGAAUAUGAAGGGAAUACAUGCCUUCCUUCAGACUAGAACUCAUGCAUGCAUUCCCAUGGAUGCGUGAAGGUGGAACAGCACCCUGCAGGUGCACAUCACUGUGCUGGUGCUGGUGCAUCACAGCUGCAGUGAGACUUUAUGGUGCCAAAUAACUUGCCUAUACAUGAAUGCCUGUCCUGACCACAUGCCUUGUCACUGAGCUUGAUUUUGUUGUAUGAACACCACUGCUUAGUGACCAAUAAUGUGAUACUACAAUGUGAAAGAACAAUGAUUUAUACUUAUGUGAGGUUCCUUUGAUUUCCCUUUUUUUUAAAUAAACGAUUGCUUUGUACUAAAUCUGAA